UACGGAAAAACUAAAGCAUUGCAAAUUCUGAAAGAAAAAAAAAGGGUAAAGCAUUUUAGGACUUCUAUCUUAUCCCUCUGGAUUCCAACAUGUUCAAGUAAAUUUUCUCUGAUUCUAACACAAUCCCUCGCCCCAUGGAAGCAAAAACUGCUAAUACAGUUGAUGAUCCAUCAUCAACACGCUUCACAUGGAGGAUUGACAACUUUUCGACGCUGAACACACAGAAGUUAUACUCUGAAAGUUUCUAUGUUGGAGGAUACAAAUGGCGGGUGCUUAUAUUUCCAAAGGGGAGCAAGAAUUCGGACAAUUUGGGGAUCUAUUUAGAUGUUGCGGAUUCAGAAACUUUGCCAUAUGGGUGGACAAAAUACAUUAAAUUCAGCUUAUCUGUGAUCAAUCAUAUUAAUAACAAGACCACAGUAAAGAUAGACGCUCAACACCAGUUCCAUGCACAAGAAAGUGGUUGGGGAUUCGCAUCAUUCAUGCCUUUUAGUAAACUGUGUGACCCUGGUAGAGGUUAUCUUGUGAACGAUACAUGUGUUGUUGAAGUUGAUUUUCCAGGUUUCCGAUCAGUCGAACUUAGGGUUGAGGAGGUGAAGACUGCCUUGGCCAAAGGUGAAACUACCAAGUCUUCUUCUCAAGGGGAUAUCGAUGGGAGCACAACACAGACUGCUUCUGGUACUGAUACAAUCUUGCCUCAGACUGAUACCUUGAGCCUCCCUCCUGCCAGUGAAUCAGCAACCGAAGUGAUCAAGACUUUGGUCCCACCAACCACUCCAAUUGUUGAAAAGGAAUCAACGGUUAAUUCCCCUCAUGCCCAAGAUCCGGAAGUUGAGUUGCCGAGGAGUACUCCAAUGGAUGCUCCUCUUGAGUCAAUUUCAUUUGGUAACAUGGAUGCCUAUAUCUCCAAGUUGGUGUCUGUAUUAGAGACUGAUGCACCCUUUGACUCCACUACUGAAGGAUCUGUCGUAUCCUCCAUCCCUCAAUCAACAAUUGAUGAAGCCAAAAAAUUCUUUAUAAAGAUGCUAUCUAAGGACUUAUCAGAAAUUCCUGAUUUUGCCGCACACAUUACAGAAUCCAUGUGUGUCUUGUCAGAGUGCCAUGACCUUACUCCAGCCCAGCUUGCACAGCUGAACGCCCUUAAGGUUGAGUUUCCAUCAGUUCUCAAAACUUUGACUUCCAACCAUUCUUUGAAGGAGGUAAGAGGAAAAAAUAGCAGAAAAGCGAGGAACAAAGAAGUGUUUGGUUGAGCAUGUAAAGAUUAAUGCAUUCGCGUUCCAAAUGCGGAGAGCUAUUCACAAGGACUUGAUCUCGGAGGAGGCAAAGCUUCAACAAGAGGUUGAGCGGCUGCAGGCUGAACUGGCAAAGAUCUCCGAGAAGAAGAAAAGUGCUGAGAAAGAGAUCAAGCAACUGCAUUGGAAGAUGGUUAAUCUAGAGCAGUCUAGAUCCUCUGUUCUUGAGGAGAUCUCAACUCUUGAGACCGAGAAGAAAACUGCAGAGAGCUCUCUGUCAUGGGUCCAGCAAAUAUGGACUCAGCUUAGAGACACAUUCAUGAUACCAAACAAUUAAUCUCUUUUGUUCCAACAAGGCUGACUAAGUUCUCAAUUGUUCUAAUCUUGCCUUAUAUAUGAAAUUUACCCGUUCUAUCAGUUGAUACCAAAGACUCCUCCCCCUUGCCAGUGGUAGAAGGCCAAAAACGAUACUCAACAUUCAUGCUAAAGAAGGAGAAGAAAAAGUCAGAAUAAGCAUUGUGAGUUACAGUCAAUUAACUGCCACUCAGACAGUAAGAAUCUCAAUCCUGCAGCCUUUCUUAGAGGUGGUUAAUGUGUAAAUUGUCUGUAAUGAAAUGCAAUCACAUGUUGAAUGGCAUGGAAGUAUAUCCUUAAUUUUAUAAUUUUCAGGCUAGAAUUUACCCAAAUGUAUGGUAUAUUGGAGACAAAACUGAUUUUGGUGAUGCAUUGACUGUAUUCACUGGAUGGUGAGAUAGUAUAUGUUUUUUGUUUUGGUGUUGAAAAAUAUAAACAUUUAAUUUACUUUAAA
Molecule: messenger RNA, 2037 nt
Organism: Cornus florida
Lineage: Eukaryota; Viridiplantae; Streptophyta; Magnoliopsida; Cornales; Cornaceae
Product: MATH domain and coiled-coil domain-containing protein At2g42460-like
Exons: 5
Coding region: 135-1247 (370 amino acids)
Molecular function (GO): protein binding
Source: RefSeq, a predicted model, not a curated record